GACUUUGAUAUAGAAUCUAUCUGCACAAUUUCAUCGUAAUCGGCCCACUCGUUUUGGACAUAUUGUACUAACGAACAGACGGACAGAACGCGCAAAAUUAUGAACUCGCUAGGAGCUCGUUAAUAAAGACAGUUGUCCCGGAAAGGUUUUAGAGAGAAAAAUUACUUAUUAAAUAUACCCAUUAUUACGUAAUUAAAAUGCGAUUUCGUAAGUUGUUUAUUACUACACUGUGCUCUGUGCAGAUGAUUUCAUACAGUUAGCUGAAACUCAUUACAGUUUGAACCGCUAGAACAAAAAAUGUAUGUGGUAACCGGAAAAGUUGCACUGGUUACUGGUGGUUCUCGUGGUAUCGGCGCCGGAAUAGCAAGGGAACUUCUAAAAGCUGGAUUAAAGGGAGUUACCAUUAUUGAUGUCAACGAAGAAGAAGGGUUAAACUUGGUAGCUGAACUUAACAACGAAUUUGGCCAAGGGAAGGCUUUAUUUUUCAAGACGGAUGUGUCGCUUCGCGAAGAGGUUGAUGCCGCAUUAAGACGAACAGUGGAAGUGUAUAACAACUUAGAUAUUGUUAUAAACAACGCCGUCAUAAAUGGCGAACGGGACUGGGAACGAAACAUUGCCGUGAAUUUGAUCGGUACGAUUAAUGGUACAGUUUUGGCACAUGAGAAGUAUUUAGAAACGUAUAGAAGUGGCGAAGAAGCUGUAAUCAUUAACGUUUCAUCCGUAGCUGGGUUAUACCCUUGUGCUCCGUUACCCAUCUAUGCGACGGCAAAAUCUGGAAUAAUUGCCUUAACGCGCUCACUGGGGUGUAGUCCCCAUUAUACUCGAACUAAAAUUAAAGUAAUCGCAGUUUGCCCAGGUACUACAGACACGCCUGCUCUUACAAUAGUUAAAUUUCUAGGCCCCGCUUAUAGUGAUUUAUACGACGAUCUUCGAAAAUGUACUCCACCACCUCAAAGAGUUUCUUCGGUUUCUAAAGGCAUACUGCAAAUAAUUGAAGAGGGCGAAAGCGGAUCUGUAUGGGUUGUUGAGCAAAAUAAGAAACCUUCGGAGCUUGAGUUUUUAAUUAGAACUCAAAGUGAAUGACAAGAAUUUAGUCCAAAAUUGAUUUUAAAGCAAAAUUUGGAUGCUUUACGAUUCACAAAUCAUUGGUUAUUGCAAUACCGUGUCACUCAUAAUCACUCAUUACGUCAUACAUGCAAAAUACAUGUAUACAUUUUGUAGUAAAGUUAUUGAGCAAAGGUUUGCUUUUUUAACAAUCAUCACAGAUAAGAGAAUCGUAAGACGAGUGCAAAAAUUACUAUAUGUAA
This is a messenger RNA of Photinus pyralis (common eastern firefly), 1307 nucleotides long. Its product is annotated as 15-hydroxyprostaglandin dehydrogenase [NAD(+)]-like. The record is from RefSeq and is a predicted model, not a curated record. The transcript has 6 exons. Lineage: Eukaryota; Metazoa; Arthropoda; Insecta; Coleoptera; Lampyridae. The coding region runs from base 298 to 1083 and encodes 261 amino acids. Gene Ontology annotation, cellular component: cytoplasm. Gene Ontology annotation, molecular function: oxidoreductase activity, acting on the CH-OH group of donors, NAD or NADP as acceptor.